This is a messenger RNA of Phoenix dactylifera (date palm), 1077 nucleotides long. RefSeq lists its product as uncharacterized. The record is from RefSeq and is a predicted model, not a curated record. Lineage: Eukaryota; Viridiplantae; Streptophyta; Magnoliopsida; Arecales; Arecaceae.
UCAACCAGGAGGGGAAACAGCAAAAGAAACAGCGGCGUCGUCCCCCUACUGUUCCGCCAUCUCGGUGAAAUUAGAGCUAGAUUCAAGUCCCAGUAGAAAAGUGCUGAGUUUUUGUCAGCUACCCACUUUGUUUAUUGCCCAAAAAUAAAGCCAUCGACUUUUUGGAUUCAUAUAUACAUGGUCCGGGGAUAAGACUCACUCACGAGUGCCGCUUGGAAUCAGCGAUCCGUGCUCUCUCUUCUUCAGGAGGAGUCAUGGGUUCUCUAAUGGCAGGAUGGAACACGCCAGUUCAAGAUCCUAAGGCUGCAAGAUAUCAGAGAAACAGAUCACUUACUAGAGGAGAGAUUGAUGCAUACUGGAAAUCCAAGAAGAAGACUGAGGAAGAACAUCUUAGGGAACUUUCUGGUUUCGUAGAGAAUAAUCAGGGUCACGGCUCUGGGGAAAAGCUACAGAGGUCAAGCUCGCUGCCUCUGACCGACAGAAGGGAGGGCUCACUGAACAAUAUCUUUAAAUCACAUGAUGAGAGGAACAACAAGACAAAUUGCUGGUGGACCUGGAGCAAUUGGGCAUUUCUGAAUGAACCUCCUGUGACAGCCAUGGAGGGCCCUUCCUACAAGUAUGCUUCACAGUACCAUGUCGCAAAUUUCGGCAGCUCGAGUGCAGCAAACAACUCAGAGAUCAGUGUGUAAACAGUAGUCUAUUGCUCAUCGGAAUCAGUGUCAUGGUGAUCAAAUAAUAUGGAUAGGGUUGAUAACCAAUGGAACUACGAUAGUCACUGGAGGUCUGGUCACUUCAGUCACUGUAUAUAGGUCUGCCUUGGCUGUGUAGAAAAGUUUGUUAAAAUGUGCAUUUCGUCAUGGAACUUUUGUGAAUCCGAAUAUAUAGAGUUCUGCUGUAUUUAGGUGGUGCCAUCUAGAUGGAUUAGUUGUUGCUUCUUCAUGGCCUCUUCAGCCUCAAGUCUUAUUAAUAUAGUAAAAGUUACCAUCAAAAGAAUGAAGCUACUUGUACCAAAAAACAGAAUGAAGUUACUCCUAAUAUAUGGUUUUGUAUAAAUUAUGCUGUAUUUAUGUGGUGCCA